Molecule: messenger RNA, 1554 nt
Organism: Hydra vulgaris (swiftwater hydra)
Lineage: Eukaryota; Metazoa; Cnidaria; Hydrozoa; Anthoathecata; Hydridae
Source: RefSeq, a predicted model, not a curated record
ACAAUUAUUUACUGUUUAAUUGCUCUACUUUUUGCGUCUUAUUUUACUCAAUUACUUUACAAUCUUCUAUGAAGAUAUUCCUGAAUACACUAACAUGAAUACGAAAUUAAUAAACCAUGGAGCUUUUUGGUCUAAUUGGAAAAACAUGUGUUGUAUUUUGUUUUUUAUGGCAACUAUAUGCAGUCUAUUAUUAUGUACACUUGAGUAUUACAAGAGUGAAAAAUAUUUUGAAAAUACUAAAGGUUUAAAAGGUUCAAGUAAUAACAGCUUUACAGUUUUUUACAACCAUCUUUCAAAAUUUGUUACUAACAAUCAGUUAAAUUCUUUUCCAAUCAGCUUUAACGAUAAUCAAAGUAAAUUUUUGAAAUUCCGAACUACAAAAACGCCGUGGGAUUCUUUGCCAAGUUUUGAACUAAAUCUCAGACUAACAAGUAUUGAACCUAGAUGGUUUUGGACCUACCAAAGGUGGUUUUUAAAAAGCUUGAAACUGUUUUGGCCUCAAGAACUUUAUAAUUUAACGAUAGUUUUAAAUGCAGAAGUACCUGGUGAUCGUAUACUCGGAAAUCAAAUAGCAUCUAUGUGGCCUUUUCCUAAAGUCGCUUAUAUCGAAAAACCGACAGCAAUAGCAAUUGGCGAUAAGAAGAACUCGGACCGAUUUAGAAUGUACUAUGACGCUUUUUUUCCAGAUUUGUAUACAGAAGCCGAAUUUAUAGGCUUUGUUGAUACUGACACUCUUUUUAUAACACCAGUUACUCCUCAGAGCUUGUUUGAAGGGAAUAAACCAAUUGUUAUAGGUAUUGCAGGAAACGUUUAUUAUGCUUCGUGUACAGAGUUUAUGCUAAAAGUAAAGCAGCUUAUGAUAUGCAUGUCUUAUUUUCCAGUGACAAUAAAAGUAGCUCAUUUAGUUUUAAUGCGUGCGCAUAUCGAAAAACUACACGGAAAAAAUUUUUCGGAAGUAUUUGGUGAGGCUGUUUUAAGAGUUGGAGGCGGAACUGAUGGUUGUUUAUGUCAGUUUGCCGUUAUGUGUAAUUAUAUCUAUCGAUUCCAUCGAGAUGAAUACUCUUUUCGAAUUCAAAUGCAUCCUGAUAAUAGCAUUAAAAAUGACUUUCCAGAAUCGGAAAAAGUUCCUUUUCCAAGAGUUGCGAUUCAUUCCAGACAUCUUAUUCCGUACAAGGUAGUUGAUCCUAUGGCUAAAGAUUCUAUUGUUAUGUUUAAUGAAAGAAUAAAGGAAGGUAUGUGCAGGGCAUUCGGUAUUGAAUGGUGUCCAAAUAUUUAUUGCGCUGAAUUCUCAAGUAGCUCUUUACAAAAAUCAUUGUAUGCAUUUGAAUACUAUGAUUGGAGUUGGGAUAAGCGCUGCUUUAAAGAACAGGAAAAACAUUAUUCAAAUGUUAAAAACUUAAUUGAUUAUCAGAUCAAAAAUGAAACUAAGUUAUUUGGUAUUUUUGAAAAUCAAGUUAGUUCUUGUAUGUUUUUUUAAAUAAGAAAUAUUGUUUAAAAUGUUUAAUUAAAAAUUUUAUUUUCAAGUGGCUGUUAAUACAACUUCCUUUAGUAUUA